AUGGGCGUUCGGUCCGCAGCACGGAAGAUGCCCGAGCGGCUGCCCAGCGGCGACGUGGAGGCGGUCUUCAGCCUCAUGGACGAUGACUUCACGCGCUCCAUGUGGCACUUUCAGUUCAGAUUAACAUACCGGCUGAUUUUGCGCGAGAAGGAGCUACACUUCAACAUCGGCGUGUACAACCCCAGCAAGGAGCUGACUUUUAGCUGCCAGCUGCUGCUGCACACGUACUUCAAGGUGCCCGACGUGCGGCGCUGCCAGAUCACCGGCAUGCACGGCUGCAUGUUCAUCGAUAAGACGCGGGAAGGCACAGUCUACCAGGAGACUCGCGACGUGGUGACCAUCAACGAGUGGACGGACCGAGUCUACCAGAACACCAUGCAGGAGCACAUCAUCACCAACGUGGUCAGCGGCCGCAAGAUGAGGAUACAGAAGUACAACUUCCCAGACACCGUGAUCUGGAACCCGUGGUCCGAAUACGCGAAGGAGAUCCCCGACUUCGGCGACGAUGAGUUCCCGAACAUGGUUUGUGUAGAGGCGGGCCGAGUGGCCGCGCCCAUAGUGCUGCUGCCCGGCACCGCCUUCGAGGCCAGCCAGAUCCUGCAGGUAUACUACGAUUCAAGAUUAUAA
Chilo suppressalis (striped riceborer) is the source of this 627-nucleotide messenger RNA. NCBI's taxonomy places the organism in Eukaryota, Metazoa, Arthropoda, Insecta, Lepidoptera, Crambidae. The record is from the annotation of a GenBank genome assembly.